AUGGUUCACGGGCCACUUGGCAUGCCUCGCUUAGCAUGUCAGCAGUCAGGGGACCCCCAACUUGACAACUGUAGAGCCGCGCUUGUUACACACAGCAAACUUAACCAACACGAUCGAUCUACGUACGAGCAGACAAUAACUAUAGCCGAUCGAGCAACUAGACCUCUAGGUAGGGAGUUUAGCCGACAAGGAGCACCAAAAGGACCAUUAUACCCAAGACUCCCAAGCCUCUCGGAAGGACCAGACGACGAGAUGUCGGGCAUCUCAUUUGACCUAAACGAGCUACUAUACGCAAGGCUAGAUAGCCUCGAUUCAAGGUGGACCGAAAACCUCACGGACGACGAGGAUAAUACGCUUCAACUACCUCUACCACCCCUACGAAGUCCAAAAGGGAAGGAGAGGGAAAAGGAGGAAGAGAUUCGGAGGUUACGCGAAGAGUUUGCGAAGGAGAGGAAGGAUAUGGAGCAAAAUAUAGAGCGUACUCGACGCCUUCAAUUCAUCAAUCGCUACGCAAUACGCCAAUCAUACAAGAGCCAAAAUCACUUCAGCGGCUUUCAAACCUCUUUCUCAAAGGCUAUACUUAGUUUUCUGAAAAGCCUGGACCGAGUAGCAACAAAAAUAGUCUUGAGAUCAUCAUCGGACCAGACAACACUCGAGGCUACGAGAGCUAUACGCCAAAAGAGGACCCGCCAAAACCUGAGAGCAUUCCGGACAAAAUCAGCUCUCGCUAAGGACAGCGUGCAGAUUUCCGUGCCUAACUUAAGCAACCCGAGAAGGGAAUUCAGCAACUCGAGGAGGGGAUCUAGCACCCUCGGACGUACCGACAAGCUCCUUAGAUCCCUUAACAGGCCACGUAUCGACAAAAGGGAUACUAAGGGUAUGAGAAUCGCUAAGAACGCGCCCAAGGCCUUGGCGAUCCUGACGAUGACCGACGAGAGGAAAACGGAGGAGAUUGGCAGGGAGAUCGAGGUUACGGAUACGGAAAAGGACCUCGGAUUCGGAAAUGAGCCUCUUAAGGACCUUAGAAGAGGACGGACCACCGGCAAUUAUAUCGGUAACCCUUUACCGAUCAGACUAUUAGCCAGGCACAACACGCUUGCGUACGGCACUCUAAGCGCCCUUGACGAUGAUAAUGACGAUUUCUUUGAGCUAAGAGCAACUGACCUUCACCUAAGAGCAAAAGAGUUGGCUUUGUUUGCAAGAAGCUUUCUUAAAGAACUGAAGAAAGAGAAUCCAGGGACCUCGUUUAGCGAGUGCUUUGAGAAGCUCGUUAAAGAGCUUAAGGGCAUUCAAGGCUUUUUACGACCAGGUUUGAGGGACGAUCGAAGUCUUGCUGACAAGCUGUAUUCAGCUUGUAAAAACGUAUUAGAGACUACGAUUGCACGAAUGAACCUUGCCUUUACUUCUACCGCCGCAGUUGCCGACAUUCGCAAGGCUAUUGCGUUUGCAACUAAGACCUCCCGACCUCCUGCUAAGGCGAGUUUUAUGACUACUUACGGCACUUUUGACGCUGACGAGGUAUACAAACAGCUGGAGAUUCAGACGGCAUUCUACGCCCUUACUAGCCAAAGGUACCCCGAGGUCCAAUUGGAUACAUCCCGGGCAAAGGAGAAGUCCGUUAAAUACGGCAUCGGCUCUGCCACCUUUAUUGGAGCAGUUACCUUAGAUACUCUUUUAAGUCAAGUGGAGUUUUACGUUGUAGAGAGCGACGUACCUUUCUUACUUUUAUUAGCUGACAUAGACAAGCAUAAGGUGAUCUUGGAUAACUUGCGGAACGUGCUAGUCCAAAGGAAGAAGGAAAUACUAGUAUACCGAGGGCGAGACCGUCUAUUGCUACUUUACGGAAGAACAAUUGAGGACUAUUUACAAGCGUUUUGGCCACCUUUUAGCAGCACUUUAAGGCAGAUGCUUGUAGAAGCCUAUCACAGCGUCGGGCUAGUAGAACGCUAUUACGUCCUUGUGCGACGCGCUUUUGAGAUCGUUAUAAAGGAGCUUCCAAAAGCCUUAAGGGAGGACCGGCUUCAAAUGGCUAUUAAAGCUAUCAACGACACAGCUGGACUUAAUGGCCUGAAGUACGAUCUUAGUAUCUCGACCGUGCUCGACGAAGAGGAGGGCGAUUCUUACGUUUUAUUUACUAAGGACUUUAAAGUGUUGAUUACCGACAAGGAACGCCGGGACUAUGAGCUCUUAGCUAAGCUACGAGCUGAAGGAAUCAUCAAGAGCCCCGGGGCAUCAUUUCAAGACACCGACUUACGCGCUAAAGGCGCUAAGAUCUUCGGAUCUAAGUUUGUUGAUGAGAUCAAAGGCAAGGGAACACUUACGCUAUACGAGAAGUCUCGUAUAUUAAGAAUAGCUGCUUUACAGACGGAUGAUGUUCUUAUGAUUGUCAAUCUAGUUAUAAAGAUCGGUUUCGUAGCUAUCUUUGGCAAUGAGGUUUACCUAGGAAUCCUUAACUUUCUCGUAGUCGUGUGUAUUGACUCUUACUCGCUUUACGAAUGCAUAGUAAAACUAGGGACUAUUAAGGAGAAGCGUCUAAUGAUCGAUAUUAUAGCUAUUCGGGAGUCAUACGAAAGGCGAGAGCUCUUUAAGCACUUAAAAGCUUUUGCAAACGAUCUUAAUAGACUUUUACGAUUACGUAAAGCUGAGUUCGAAGACGUCCGAAAAGCGUAUAACGACAACAUAAAAGAAUACAACUUCGUUAUAAUUAAUUAA
Messenger RNA from Drepanopeziza brunnea f. sp. 'multigermtubi' MB_m1, 2712 nucleotides. The record is from RefSeq and is a predicted model, not a curated record. Lineage: Eukaryota; Fungi; Ascomycota; Leotiomycetes; Helotiales; Drepanopezizaceae.